AUGAAGAUUUUUUCUGAAUCUCAUAAAACAGUGUUUGUCGUGGAUCACUGCCCUUACAUGGCAGAAUCGUGCAGACAGCAUGUCGAAUUUGAUAUGCUGGUGAAGAAUAGGACCCAAGGAAUCAUCCCAUUGGCCCCCAUAUCUAAAUCGUUGUGGACUUGCUCAGUAGAAUCUUCCAUGGAAUACUGUAGAAUAAUGUAUGACAUAUUUCCUUUCAAAAAGCUGGUGAAUUUCAUUGUAAGUGACUCUGGAGCACAUGUUUUAAAUUCUUGGACUCAAGAAGACCAAAAUUUGCAGGAGCUGAUGGCAGCAUUAGCUGCAGUUGGGCCUCCUAAUCCACGGGCAGAUCCAGAAUGCUGCAGUAUUCUGCAUGGUCUCGUUGCAGCAGUGGAAACCCUCUGUAAAAUUACUGAAUACCAACAUGAGGCUCGUACUCUGCUGAUGGAGAAUGCAGAACGUGUUGGAAAUAGAGGACGAAUAAUUUGCAUUACUAAUGCAAAAAGUGAUAGUCAUGUGCGAAUGCUUGAGGACUGUGUCCAGGAAACAAUUCACGAGCAUAACAAACUUGCUGCAAAUUCAGAUCAUCUCAUGCAGAUUCAGAAAUGUGAGCUAGUCUUGAUCCACACCUACCCUGUUGGUGAAGACAGCCUUGUAUCUGAUCGUACUAAGAAAGAGUUGUCCCCGGUUUUAACCAGUGAAGUUCAUAGUGUUCGUGCAGGACGGCAUCUUGCUACCAAAUUAAAUAUUUUAGUACAGCAGCAUUUUGACUUGGCUUCAACUACUAUUACUAAUAUUCCAAUGAAGGAAGAACAACAUGCUAACACAUCUGCCAAUUAUGAUGUGGAGCUGCUUCAUCACAAAGAUGCACAUGUAGAUUUCCUGAAAAGUGGUGAUAACCAUUUAAGUGGCAGCAGUAGAGAAGGCUCAUUUAAAGAAACAAUAACAUUAAAGUGGUGCACACCAAGGACAAAUAACAUUGAAUUACACUAUUGCACUGGCGCUUACCGAAUUUCACCUGUAGAUGUAAAUAGUAGACCUUCCUCCUGCCUUACUAAUUUUCUUCUAAAUGGCCGUUCUGUUUUAUUGGAACAACCACGAAAGUCAGGUUCCAAAGUCAUUAGUCAUAUGCUUAGUAGCCAUGGAGGAGAGAUUUUUUUGCACGUCCUUAGCAGUUCUCGAUCCAUUCUAGAAGAUCCACCUUCAAUUAGUGAAGGAUGUGGAGGAAGAGUUACCGACUACCGGAUUACAGAUUUUGGUGAAUUUAUGAGGGAAAACAGAUUAACUCCUUUUCUAGACCCCAGAUAUAAAAUCGAUGGAAGUCUUGAGAUUCCUUUGGAACGAGCAAAAGAUCAGUUAGAAAAGCACACCCGUUACUGGCCUAUGAUUAUUUCACAAACCACCAUUUUUAAUAUGCAAGCGGUAGUUCCAUUAGCCAGUGUUAUUGUGAAAGAGUCUUUGACAGAAGAAGAUGUAUUAAACUGUCAAAAAACAAUAUACAACUUAGUUGAUAUGGAAAGAAAAAACGAUCCUCUGCCUAUUUCCACAGUUGGUACAAGAGGAAAAGGUCCUAAAAGAGAUGAGCAGUACCGAAUCAUGUGGAAUGAAUUAGAAACCCUUGUCAGAGCCCAUAUCAACAAUUCGGAGAAACAUCAAAGAGUCUUGGAAUGUCUAAUGGCAUGUAGAAGCAAACCCCCAGAAGAAGAAGAACGAAAGAAACGAGGAAGAAAGAGGGAGGACAGAGAGGACAAGUCAGAGAAAGCAGUGAAAGAUUAUGAACAGGAGAAAUCCUGGCAAGAUUCUGAGAGAUUAAAAGGAAUCUUAGAACGUGGGAAAGAAGAGCUGGCUGAAGCUGAGAUUAUAAAAGAUUCACCUGAUUCCCCAGAACCUCCAAAUAAAAAGCCUCUUGUUGAGAUGGAUGAAACUCCACCGGUAGAAAAAUCAAAAGGGCCAGUGUCCUUAUUAUCUUUAUGGAGUAAUAGAAUCAACACUGCCAAUUCCAGAAAGCAUCAGGAGUUUGCUGGACGUUUGAACUCUGUUAAUAACAGAGCUGAGUUAUAUCAACAUCUUAAAGAGGAAAAUGGAAUGGAGACAACAGAAAACGGAAAAGCCAGCCGGCAGUAAAGAGUGACUUGAGCAAGUGAAUUUAGUAUACUGCAUAGAUAUUUUGGAUGGAAUUUGAUAUAAGAACUUUUACAGCAAGAUUGUAUAGUUAUGAUGCCUGGACUGGUUUUUACAUUUUUAAAAUAUUUCAACUAACUUUAUCUUUUUUGUAUUAAUUGUAAAAUUGGCACAUAUGUCAAAAAUAUACAUUU
Budorcas taxicolor (takin) is the source of this 2312-nucleotide messenger RNA. It is a transcript of the gene INTS13, whose product is annotated as integrator complex subunit 13. NCBI's taxonomy places the organism in Eukaryota, Metazoa, Chordata, Mammalia, Artiodactyla, Bovidae. The transcript is spliced from 16 exons. Gene Ontology annotation, cellular component: integrator complex. Bases 1 to 2121 code for a protein of 706 amino acids. Gene Ontology annotation, biological process: regulation of mitotic cell cycle; centrosome localization. The record is from RefSeq and is a predicted model, not a curated record.